Messenger RNA from Micromonas pusilla CCMP1545, 282 nucleotides. RefSeq lists its product as uncharacterized. The record is from RefSeq and is a predicted model, not a curated record. The coding region runs from base 1 to 282 and encodes 93 amino acids. The transcript has 2 exons. Lineage: Eukaryota; Viridiplantae; Chlorophyta; Mamiellophyceae; Mamiellales; Mamiellaceae.
AUGUCCAUCGCGCGACAGGAGCGUCUUCUCUGGACGACUCUCGGCCUCGCCUUCGGCGCCGCCUCUUACGUGAACCUUCGGGUUUCCCUCCAGACGGCGGCGUCUGACCUCACCUCCGCCCCACCCCGCCCCCCAACUCGCCCCCGCGCCGAUUCUCUCGCCCAGGCGGACGAGCCCGUGUUCGGCGCGACCGCGAAGAACGGGAUCCGACGCGCGUGGAACGCGGGCGUGGACCGCGUCUUCGGAGACCUCGUCAAGUUUUUGAAGGACCGCCAGCUGUGA